Molecule: messenger RNA, 1164 nt
Organism: Phytophthora sojae
Lineage: Eukaryota; Oomycota; Peronosporomycetes; Peronosporales; Peronosporaceae
Exons: 1
Source: RefSeq, a predicted model, not a curated record
AUGAUCCCUACGCAAGCCUCGCCCGCCAAAGACCGCGACUUUCCUCGCCUGAACGGCAAUAAUUUCAUCAUCUGGAAGACCCGUGUCGCCGCAGCUCUCGACGGCAAGAACCUCCUCGGCUUCGUCACUCAAGCAGACUACGCUGGGGACUCGGACGUCGACCUCGGCGAUGACGAAGAGCUCAACCCGGCCUGCCAUCCGGACAUCCACGGUGUGGCCAAGCCCGACUCGCCGCAAGACUCCUCGUCAAGUGAGGCUUCUGAUGGCAGCUCGGAUGAUUCCGCCGGAGACGACGGCGAUGUGGACAUGGAGAAGGAAAUACCUCCCGUGGUCCUGUCCUUCACUGCCCAGAAGAAGCAGGAGUUGGACCAUGCUGAGAAGCUGAAGGCCAAGAGCCGACAGCUGAGCGCCAAGAAGCUACGCCACAUGGAAGCGAAAGCCAAGGCGUUCCUGAUCAAUACCAUUGACGACCAACACGUCCUCAUGGUCAAGGAAAAGACUAAAGCGUAUGAGAUCUAUCAUACUCUCUGUAGCAAGUACGAGGAUGCAGCCAUCCACGGCGACCCGUACUUUAUCCAGUCGUACCUGAUGGCACUGAAGUACAAGGAAGGAAGCGACCAGGUCCAGAACGAACUUGCGCGCAAUCGCUACGUUCUCAAGCAGGGGACCCCAGAAUCCCAGGAGACCCGUGCUAAAACAGCCAUGCCAGCCUCAGCACCUGAGCAAGUGCUCGUGGCGGCUCCACCCAAGGAGGAUACAGCGCUGGCGGCAUCGCUCAAGUGCACCUACUGCCAUCGUGACAACCACGACACAGUGGAGUGCUUUGUGCUGCAACGCCACCCCCACAACGGACAUGUCAAGGCCGGCACAGUACUACCAGCCAAUUUCAAGCUGAAGCCACUCCAGGAACCGCGGUCACAACAACAGCAACACCAGCGACAGCAACAAACGUCGCAGCGCCACCACCCCUACAAGGGCAACUACAAUGGCAACAGCGGAAACCAGUCUCGCAAUAACAACCGCGGGCCGCGCAAUGGAAACCGCAACGACAAUAGCAGGUCCCAAGGACGGAACAAGUACCAUGGCCGCCGCAACCGUGAUGAUGAGGACAACAGCGACUACGGCAUCAUCGCCAUCACGACACUGGACCUCAGCCAAGACACC